UGUAAAGGCAGCGUUUUCAAGUGUCUGAAACAUGUCUACCUCGUCAGGGUUUUUCGACAUCAGUCCGUGCCCUUUUCAGGCCGAUGACGUACGUGACAGCUCACACUGCCACCUCAAGCAAGCUCAAACAGUAUCAACCAACAACCCUUCAGGAAGUGAUGUUGCACAGGAACACUCUACAUGCCAGUCUCACAACAACAACAUCUCAACAGUCCUCAAAAUCAUUGAUGACAUUGUCAACGAGUCUAUCGUAGAUGUCCAGAAUGCAAUGAAAGAAGAGCAGGGGGAUCUUGGUCAUCACCAUGGCAACUAUGUGCCUAAUGAACCAUCUGUGAGUGAGUCCUCACACCCAGGAGGAGUACCUGUUUCCACUGUCCACACAAACCGACCCAGCAGCAUGCCUUGUGUGGUAAGAACACUGGAGUACCGGCCAACUCCCAUAGCAGAGCUGAAGAGGCGCCAAGCUGCUGAGGUCAAUGUUAUGGCUCAGGAACAUCCCAGCUCUGAAUAUGACCCCACAUGUCCAUCCACAAUCAUAGGGUACUGCCCAACUCCCAUCACUGAUUUGCACACGAGUGACACACAGCCAGAACAAGCAGCGAACAAGUAUCAAGAGGCUUUUGAAUAUCGUGGAACAGACAUGGAGUAUGAUCCUAUAAUGAAUUACCGAUGUUCGACUUUCGCAAAACAACAAAAGAAGAAAUUGCCGGAAAUCUCUGAGAAAGACUCUGAAGAUGUUGGGUCAGCAAAGCCAGUCAGGAAAGAAUUCAAAACUGGACAAGAUCACCAUGCUUCAGACAGUUGUCAGGACAAUUCUGAUCCCAUGGAAGUCCCUGUGGUAGACGAUUUAAGUGAUAAUGACAAAAUAAAGCUCCAAAUUUCUGAAUCAGAUUUAAACAAUAAUGAGCAAAUGAAUGUCACAGGGUCAGAGACAGACUUGAACAAUAAUAAUGGGACAAACCUCAGAGGCUCAGAACCAGAAAUGGCAUCACUGACCAGCUUUGGUCAUUCAAUAACAGAAAACAAAAUGGUGGCAUUGAUCUCAGACAGGGACAAGGAUACAAAACAGCUGAUCCAGUCAAAAAGCUCCAGUAAGGAAACUGAAGUAUCAGGACAACUCAACAAACUGGUUGGUGACUUUAACGUUUCCUCUGUAUUGGAAAGAGGUGACAUCAAAAAAAGAAAAACCUCAAAAUUUCUGAAAGAUGGAAACAUUUGUGAAGACCAGUCUCAGACCCCUAAAGUGAAAAGAUUGAAGAAAAAAAGAGUACUGAAUCUGUUACAUGAUAAUCUAUUAAAGUCAAGUUCAAAAUUAGACACCACAGACAAAAUCUCUUCGAAACUAAGGAGACGUGUGAAGGUGUUUGAUGAGGAGGCUUGUCCCGAAUAUUUGCCUCAGGGAGAGAAAAAUAUUCACCUCAGGAUGAGAUGGCUUUUCCCGAACAUUCGCCUCAGGAUGAGAAGACUUGUCCUGAAUAUACUCCUCAGGAUGAGAAAACUUGUUCUGAAUAUUCACCUCAGGAUGAGAUGGCUUUUCUCGAACAUUCUCCUCAGGAUGAGAAGACUUGUCCUGAAUAUACUCCUCAGGAUGAGAAAACUUGUUCUGAAUAUUCACCUCAGGAUGAGAUGGCUUUUCUCGAACAUUCUCCUCAGGAUGAGAAGACUUGUCCUGAAUAUUUGCCUCAUGAGAGAGAAGAUGACAACUCCGUUGACUUGGUGUCUGAAGAAGACCUCUCUAAUGGUCUGUCCAUUUGGGAAGAGAAAAGGAAAUCAAAGAAAGCAAGAGAUGAGGAUAUGCCAGAUGGAGUGUAUGUCAGCAGUACAUCAGGUGAAUAUAACACAGUGUAUGGAAAGUUAGUGAAAAAGGAAAGAAAGCAAAUGGAACACUUAAAACAUUCAGUAUCCCUAACAAAGGGUCCAUUCAUCAAGCUGACAGAUAGCUAUAAUCCUAAACUGGCUGAAAAAAUGGAAUGGAUAAAAACAAAGGACACACACAAACAAAGACAAGAGUUCUCAGUAAAAGGGAAAGGAAGAUCAUGUUACAGCUGCUGUUCAUACUCUGGGUCCAAGAAAGGAGCGGGCUAUGAGGAAGGCAGAGAAAUGGGGGCACAGGAACCUCCAAGGUCACGGAUGAGAUUAACUCAAAAAUCUAGCCGGCCAUAUGACCUGAGUUUUCAGGACUCAAACAGUGAUUCAUUCUACAGGUACGAGGAAGAAAUUAACCCAUUAAUGUUAUACAUCAGCAGCAGCUCAACGUAAAGGAGUUGCCCAAAAACCUUGUCUACCCAGCACUGGAGUCUUCACUAUGGAAAACAUCAAAACAAUUUGUAGUGAAUGAUAGAAUGUACAAGUCUAUGUCCAGCCAAUUUGAAAAGUCUUUAUUUGCAGAAUCAAAUAUAUGCUUUAUUGUUUAACUCUCAAUAGUUAAAUCACAAAUGCAUGUACAUGACUGUACUUAACAUGGUGAUAUUUGUUGAUAUU
Messenger RNA from Branchiostoma floridae (Florida lancelet), 2481 nucleotides. RefSeq lists its product as uncharacterized. The transcript is spliced from 2 exons. The record is from RefSeq and is a predicted model, not a curated record. Lineage: Eukaryota; Metazoa; Chordata; Leptocardii; Amphioxiformes; Branchiostomatidae. Bases 32 to 1858 code for a protein of 608 amino acids.